AGGCUGUGCCAGCCCACAGAGACUGGCAGAAUGACACAGAGAGCAGCCCACAGGAACAUCACUCCCUAGGGACCAGUCGGCUGCUGUAUCACAUAACGGAUGGAGACAACCCUCUCCUGUCACCACGCUGCUCUAUCUUUAGCCAAAGCCAGAGGUUCAAUCUAGACACAGAGUCUGCCCCUUCUCCACCAAGUGCUCAACCUUUCAUGAUGCCAAGAAGUUCUUCUACAUGUAACUGUGAAGAGUGCAAAGAGCCACAAACAGUAGCACAACUUACCAAGCAUCUUCAGAGUCUCAAGAGAAAAAUUAGGAAGUAUGAAGAAAAGUUUGAGCAAGAAAAAAAAUACCUGCCUUCACACGGUGACAAAACUUCCAAUCCUGAAGUUCUGAAGUGGAUGAAUGAUUUGGCCAGAGGUCGUAAGCAGCUCAAAGACCUGAAACUCAGAAUGUCAGAAGAGCAAAACUGUACCUCUAGAGCACCCCAAAGAAAUGAUCAUUGUGAAAACACUAAAGAGGCUGGAACACAGGAGGCCACGAGCAUGGAACCAGCUCCCUCAGUAGAAGAAACCAUGGACAGUGUAUUUAGAAGACUCAAGGAGAAAAGACAGCACUUUAACCUUCCUGAGACUAUAAAGGAUAUGACAAAAAAGCAAAUGGCAUUGGAAAAAAUCAGUCUUCAGAAAUGUCUGCUAUAUUUUGAGAGUAUUCAUGGACAACCUGUAACUAAGCAAGAAAAGGGUCUCAUGAAACCCCUUUAUGACAGAUACAGAAUUAUCAAGAAACUUCUUGCAACUCCAUCUUUGAUCACAACAAUUCAGGAGGAGGAAGACUCAGAUGAAGACCAUUCUCAAAGCAGCCAUGAGUUAUCAUCUGGUCCAAUAUCUUGCCUCCCUGUCGACGAGCACCUGUGUUACUCUCAGGAGGAGAGUGAGCCUGCCUACGUUUCACCUCUGGAUGAAAAGAAAGUUUUCAGGCAAACAGCCUUGUCUAUGUCCAAUUUACAUGAGGCAACAAUGCCUGUCCUGCUUGAACAUCUCAGAGAAACGAGAGCGGAUAAGAAAAGGCUUCGCAGAGCUCUGAGGGAGUUUGAGGAACAGUUCUAUAAACAGACAGGAAGGAGUCCUCAGAAAGAAGAUCGGGUGCCCAUGGCUGAGGAAUACUCCGAAUACAAGCACACAAAAGCCAAAAUCAGGCUCUUGGAGGUUCUCAUCAGUAAGCAUGAUAUUUCCAAAACAAUCUGAAGCAAAUGCAACGCUGUGAUUUUUUUUUUUCUCUAG
Messenger RNA from Merops nubicus (carmine bee-eater), 1277 nucleotides. It is a transcript of the gene FAM13C, whose product is annotated as family with sequence similarity 13, member C. NCBI's taxonomy places the organism in Eukaryota, Metazoa, Chordata, Aves, Coraciiformes, Meropidae. The record is from RefSeq and is a predicted model, not a curated record. The transcript is spliced from 9 exons. The annotation marks the transcript as partial.